AAAAGAGAACUGUCAGUCAUUUUACUCUUUGGUCUAUAUUUUCGUGAAAAAUAGUGAAUUAGUAGUAAAAGUAUUUGUACGUUCAAUCCUUGCUAUCGAAAAACAUUUAUACACUCUUUUCCAUAUUUACUGCAAGCUUUGAAUAUCAACAUAAGCAAUGCUAUUAUGAUCUUAAUAAAGUUGUAAAGGGAAUGAAUUCAGGUAGAUUUCAUGACAAAGUUAUUGAAGGAGCUUAUACAAAACUCUCUGUCUUACCAUUAUGUUUUAUAGUACAUAUUUUAAAGAAUUGAAUAAGAUCGACUGGAGUUAUCAUCUUUGUGUUAUUAAUUGUAUGCCUGUGACUAUUGCCAUAAACAUUUUGUCCAAUGGGCCAUUGUCUAAGUUGUUUCAAAAAUCAAGCCAAUGCUGAUAACAGUACAUCUCAAAGAAAUAAAGAUGAGAUGACAGAAAUUGUCACUACCCAUCAAGUGCCUGCUGUCAUGGUAUCGGACUAUCCUCAGGAAGAACCACUUCUUCAUAAUAAUGAGAACAGCAUAAUUUACAGGAACAACACUAAUUUGCAGAAUGCUAAUACUUUGGCUUCGGUAGGGGAACCCUGCCCAGAAGUACAUCCUCAAAAAACUCAGUAUUGUCCUGACAAGUCGCAAAAAACAUUCUAUCAAAAAUUGCCAUCAAUACCUCGAACUAUGUCAUCAUUAGGAACAAGUGAACCACGAAUUUCUGAAUAUAAAAUUAAUCAACUAUUUGACCAAUAUAAAGAUUCAUUAGAAGAUGCUAUUUUAGCAGAAGGAAUAGAGAAUCUUUGCAAUGAUUUACAACUGAACCCUGAUGAUUUCAAAGUUUUGGUGCUUGCAUGGAAGUUAAAUGCUAGUCAAAUGUGCAGAUUCACAAAAUCGGAGUUUGUACAAGGCCUUAAAAACAUGAAAACUGAUUCUAUUAAAGGUAUUCAGCUCAAGUUGAAUGAAAUUACUUGUGGAUUAAAUAGAGAUUCUGAAAGUUUUAAAGAUUUGUAUAGAUUCACAUUUAAAUUUGGUUUAGAUGUAAGUACUGGUCAAAGAAUACUGCCAACAGAUAUAGCAGUACUCUUGUGGCGUCUAGUCUUCACAAACAAUGAACCACCAGUAUUAGAUAAGUGGCUGAGUUAUCUGGAGAAAAAUACUCACAUCCGAGGCAUUCCCAAAGACACUUGGUAUAUGUUUUUAAACUUUAGUGAGUUUGUUGGAGAAGAUCUUGGCACUUAUGAUGACACCGAGGCUUGGCCAAGCCUUUUUGAUGAUUUUGUGGAAUAUGAAAAUGAUCAGAUGAACCAGAAUGUUACAAAAAGUGACAUCAAGAUACAGGAUUGAGCUCUUAUAUUUGCCAAAUUUUAGCUGUGUAGGUACUUAAGGACAUUGAGACUGAUAAUUGUGUGGAGUGUUUGAAAACAUUUAUUCUGUAUCUCACUACUGAAUGAAGAAUGAGUGUAAUAUAGGAAUGUGGUUCAAAAUGCAGAUGUAUCAUAAAAUAUACUAAUGAGAUUCAAACAAAGUUAAAUGUACAUAAGGUUAUAAUUAUAAAUUUAAUAUUUGUGAAAUUAUGUGUAGACUUAGACUUAAUUCAUACUUUAUGUACUUGUACAACAUUCCAGAUAUGGAAUUAGCCAAAAUCUGUAUAUAUUAAUAUGUAUUCGAAAUCUGUACCCAUUAAAUCUAGGUUGCUUGACUUGGUUACCAGUACAUAUUUAUUUUCUUUUGUGAAUUCAAUUUUUGGUGCCAUUCAAGGUUGCCUAGAUUGCACAAUUUUUUUGAUGAAUAAUAAUAAUAGAUUUAAUCAAA
Ostrinia furnacalis (Asian corn borer) is the source of this 1814-nucleotide messenger RNA. It is a transcript of the gene SCCRO3, whose product is annotated as defective in cullin neddylation 1 domain containing SCCRO3. Gene Ontology annotation, biological process: protein neddylation. The coding region runs from base 366 to 1346 and encodes 326 amino acids. The transcript is spliced from 3 exons. The record is from RefSeq and is a predicted model, not a curated record. Gene Ontology annotation, cellular component: ubiquitin ligase complex. Gene Ontology annotation, molecular function: ubiquitin conjugating enzyme binding; ubiquitin-like protein binding; cullin family protein binding. Lineage: Eukaryota; Metazoa; Arthropoda; Insecta; Lepidoptera; Crambidae.